GGAGAAUUCUUUACUUGUUUAUUUUCGUGGUGAAUCAAAAUAUUGAUUAAUUAUAGAAUUAUGCAGCUGGAACUAACCGAUCAAAUAUUAAAUUACAUACAAGAACAUGGAAAAGCAGACACGAUUGACUUAGCUGCUCAGUUCAGUGAGGAUCAUCAGAAAAUCAUCGGCGCUCUUAAGAGUAUUGAGGCUCACGGUGAGAUUUUGUGUUCUGAAACAACAUCGACGAAAGUUUGGGAAGUUACAGGCGAAGGAAAUUAUGUGAUUGAACAUGGCUCACAUGAAGUUACUGUAUUUAAUGCAAUUCCAGCUGACGGAAUUUCUCAACCUGAUCUGAUGAAGACAUCACCAAACGCAAAAGUAGGAUUCAGCAAAGCAAUGUCUCAAGGAUGGAUAUUGAUUGACAAGUCAGGCAAAGUUCCACUAGUUCGUAGAAAAGUUGAGACUGUUGAGGAUCUUGUGCAACAGCAUUUAGUUGAUAUUGCAGCAGGAAAAGCAGUCAGCAUUCUCGACAAUAUUAAGAAUGACUAUAAGAAGAGAAAGUUACUGUCUGAAAAUACGAUUAAAAGCUUCAUAAUCACUAAAGGACCAGACUUUACGACAACUUUAAAGAAACUUGAAACGGAUUUAACGACUGAAAUGUUAGCUUCUGGAUCAUGGAAAGAUCUUAAAUUCAAGGAAUAUAAUUUUGAAGCAUUAGGAGCACCGCCAAAUGCUGGUUUCCAACAUCCGUUGCUUAAAGUUCGUUCGGAAGUUACUGACAUUUUUACUCAAAUGGGUUUUGUAGAAAUGCCUACGAAUAACUUUGUUGAAGCUUCGUUCUGGAACUUUGAUGCUUUAUUUCAGCCACAAAUGCAUCCAGCAAGAGAUGCUCAAGAUACAUUCUUCUUGUCAGAUCCUGAAAAGAGCAAUAAAUUCCCACUUGAUUAUCUCGAAAGAGUAAAAUCAGCACAUGAAAAUGGUGGAAAUGGCUCAAUUGGAUAUAGAUAUAAAUGGAAAAUUGAGGAAGCACAAAAGAAUAUUUUAAGAACUCACACUACAGGUGUCAGUGCCAGAAUGCUCUAUAAACUUGCUAAUCAAGAAGGUGGUUUUAAGCCAGUCAAGUACUUUUCAAUCGAUAAAGUCUUUAGAAAUGAAACACUUGAUGCUACACAUUUAGCAGAAUUCCAUCAAGUUGAGGGAGUUUUAGCUGGUGUAGAUAUAAGUCUUGGUGGACUUAAAGGCAUCAUUGCAGAAUUCUUUGCAAAAAUGGGAUUAACAGAAGUACAAUUUAAGCCUGCUUAUAAUCCAUACACUGAACCGUCAAUGGAAAUUUUUGCAUAUCACAAAGGACUUGGCAAGUGGAUUGAAAUUGGAAAUUCAGGCAUGUUCAGACGAGAAAUGUUGGAUCCGAUGAAUAUUCCACAAAAUGUCAAUGUCUACGGUUAUGGAUUGUCACUCGAGAGACCUACAAUGAUUAAGUAUGGAAUUAAGAAUAUCCGUGAAUUAAUUGGACCUAAGGUUGAUCUUAAAAUGGUACAGGAAUCUGCUUUAUGUCGACUCGAUAAAUAAAAAUAUAAAUGCUUGUUCCUUACUUCCACUUAUCGCUCUUUUUAAUUUAAUGAAAUAAAAAAAGCUAUAA
Molecule: messenger RNA, 1621 nt
Organism: Chironomus riparius
Lineage: Eukaryota; Metazoa; Arthropoda; Insecta; Diptera; Chironomidae
Source: the annotation of a GenBank genome assembly